Molecule: messenger RNA, 2524 nt
Organism: Neoarius graeffei (lesser salmon catfish)
Lineage: Eukaryota; Metazoa; Chordata; Actinopteri; Siluriformes; Ariidae
Gene: afg1la
Product: AFG1 like ATPase a
Exons: 13
Coding region: 2-1408 (468 amino acids)
Cellular component (GO): cytoplasm; mitochondrion
Molecular function (GO): ATP binding; ATP hydrolysis activity
Source: RefSeq, a predicted model, not a curated record
AAUGGCAGCCGGCAAAGCGUCCUUGGUGGCUUUUAGUGUUCGCUUUAUUUUAAAGAAAAAGCUCCUAACACGGUUCUCAGUAUGUUCAUGCUUCAAUAACGGCACUAAACAAGGAUUUGCAUCAAAUGUACUGUCUCACUCCAUUGAAAACUCCAUUGCAACAAGCACUCCAAGCAGCAACUUCAGCAGACCUCUCGAACACUACAACAGUCUCAUUCAGCGUGGAAUACUACAAGAAGAUCAACAGCAAAGAGCUGUUCUGCAGGAUCUAGAUCUGAUGCAGAAGAACCUCAGAGGCUAUAGCAACGAAACUGCAUCUUUUCUUUCAAGAUUAUUCUCCAGACAAAGGCCACCAAAAGGUUGCUACAUCUAUGGUGAUGUAGGUACUGGGAAAACCAUGGUGAUGGACAUGUUUUAUGAUCAUGUAGAGAUCACAAAGAAAAAGAGGGUCCACUUCCAUGGAUUUAUGUUAGAUGUGCACAGAAGAAUCCAUCGGCUUAAACAGAGCAUGCCCAAGAGAAAAGCAGGGAAAAUGGCAAAGGUCUAUGAUCCUAUUGCACCAGUUGCAGAGGAAAUCAGCGAAGAAGCCUCCCUGCUAUGCUUUGAUGAAUUUCAGGUCACAGACAUUGCAGAUGCCAUGAUUCUCAAGCAGCUCUUUGAAAACCUCUUUCUCCAUGGUGUUGUAGUUGUAGCCACAUCAAACAGACCUCCAGAUGAUUUGUACAAGAAUGGAUUACAGAGAGUGAACUUUGUGCCAUUCAUUGCUGUGCUUAAAGAGUAUUGUAAAAUACUUCGUCUUGACUCUGGAAUAGAUUACCGCAAAAGAAAUCGACCUGCAGCUGGAAAGCUAUUCUACCUCUCCAGUGAAGACAAUGUAGAUGCAACCCUGAAUGAACUCUUUGAUGAAAUGGCAUUCAAGCAGAAUGACAUAACCCGUCCCAGAUCUCUGACGGUACAUGGCAGGACGGUGACGCUGAACAAAGCCUGUGGGACCAUUGCAGACUGCACAUUCGAGGAGCUGUGUGAUAGGCCUGUAGGAGCCAGUGACUACUUAGAAAUCUCAACAGUGUUUGACACAGUGUUCAUUCGCAAUGUUCCUUUACUCACUUUAAAUAAGAAAACCCAGGCCAGGCGCUUUAUCACUCUCAUUGAUACAUUCUAUGACCACAAGGUACGAGUGGUGUUGCAAGCUGAAGCGCCUUUGGAGGAACUAUUUGUGAAUGAAGGAUACCAUGAUGAUGAGAGGAACAUUUUAAUAGAUGACUUGGGCUUAAAAAGGGAUGCUGCCAAUUCACUGUCAAUCUUCACUGGUGAGGAAGAGGUGUUUGCCUUCCAGCGUACAGUCUCGCGCCUCACAGAGAUGCAGACAGAGGAGUACUGGGUGGAAGGGGACCGGAGCUCUUCAUAGCACAUGUCAAUAUCAACUUCAGCUACAGUGGUUCUAUGCCACCUUGCAGAAAUCCAUAGUUCUCUGUUUUGGGAGGACAUUGGAUCGUCUCUAUGAACAAUAUUUUAUUCAAAACUGUACGGUAUUUUACUCUGCUGCACUUUAUUCUAUAUUUCUGCAGGAUAACAAGACCUGUAAUUUUAGUCUGCUAAUGAAAUGCAUUCAGUUUUUUUGGAUGCAGUUUUAACCUCCAUCAAAUGUACAAAGGACACUUCAGGAGAAAUAGACUUGCCGAAUCAGCAAAAUUCAUACAACAUGCAGCAUGCAUCCCACCUACACUUUCACCAAACUGUAAAGAAGUUAAUUGUUUUAUUACUGUAACUUAUUAUUUCAGUGGCUGUACCAGAAUAUGUAACUGAUAUUCAAUGGCAAUAGUGCUUGCAUUUUCUUUGAGAUCUUUUGGUUAUCAAUAUCGUAACUCAAAUGUUUACUACUUGGCUUUUAUUUUAUUUAACAAAUAUUUACAAUAUCCAGUCCAAUUUAUAUGAAUACAAUAAUCAAUUUUAUUCAAGUACAUAAAAAUGAAGUCUCAAAGAUAUAAAGCUUGCCCCAAAGUCCAUAUCGAGAAAUUCUUGACUUCAUGUUUUAAUUGAAAUUCUUUGCUUUUUACUUAAGUAAAAAGCAGAGCACUACAUUUACCUGUGGCCUGUUUUUUAAUUUUGAAUCAAGUGAAAAUUUGAUUAGCUUUGUGCAUCACUGACGAUGAAUGUAAUACAACAGUAAGUGUAGGAGCAUGGAAUUGGCUGUCUGCACAUUGUAAGUAAGCAAACUCACUGCGCACAAAUUUCAUGUCCAGUAUCACGGUUUUUGUUUGGCGAAGUCAUACUGAGUGGGUUGGAAAACAAUGGUUAGAUGAUGUAUGUCCUGAUGAGAGGUUACUUCUGCUUACCAAGAGUUUGAAAAGGUGUUUGAUAUGUAAAUGAUUCAUUAUGACUGCAUUUGAACAGGAACAGGUUUAUUUAUGAAGUCAGUAAAGCAGAAAGAUUUUUUUUUUCUGGACAAUGGGAGAUUGUAUGUUUUGUUUUUAUUUAUUUGUUUUGGUUAAAAGCUUUCCAAAUAAAUUAUACAGCAGGUUAA